Molecule: messenger RNA, 877 nt
Organism: Lobosporangium transversale
Lineage: Eukaryota; Fungi; Mortierellomycota; Mortierellomycetes; Mortierellales; Mortierellaceae
Product: Phospholipase/carboxylesterase/thioesterase
Exons: 4
Coding region: 17-799 (260 amino acids)
Biological process (GO): protein depalmitoylation
Cellular component (GO): cytoplasm
Molecular function (GO): carboxylic ester hydrolase activity; palmitoyl-(protein) hydrolase activity
Source: RefSeq, a predicted model, not a curated record
GGAUAAAAACGCUCUAAUGAAAACAUUCAAUCAAUUCAUUUUUUCUCUCAUUUUCUGUUUAUUAAUUCGAGCAAUCAUCAUGGCAUCCUCACUCCAAAAGUUGACUUCAGUCAUUCACAAGGCCAGUGCCAAGCACACUGCCACUGUCAUCUUCUUUCACGGACUCGGCGACUCUGGUGAGGGAUGGGCACCGGUUGGAGAACAGUUGGGAGAGCAUCUUCCCCAUGUCAAGUUUAUUUUCCCUAAUGCGCCCUCGAUGCCUGUGACUUUGAACUAUGGCAUGAAGAUGCCAUCUUGGUAUGACAUCAAGUCAUUGGCCAAUGUUGACCAGGAGCAGGAUGAGGAGGGCAUGUUCAAGUCACGUCAACAAGCGAUGGAAAUCAUCCGAGAAGAAGUUGAACAGAAUGGUAUUCCCGCAAACCGGAUUGUCAUUGGCGGAUUCUCUCAAGGUUGUGUGAUGGGGCUCUUGCUAGGAUUGACUUCUGAAUACAAAUUUGCAGGAAUCGUCUCCUUGAGCGGAUAUAUGCCUUUGCAUGGGAAGAUCAUGAAUAUGGCUUCAGAUGCCAACAGAAAGACUCCUAUCUUCUGGGGACAUGGUGAUCAGGAUCCUGUGGUCCGAUAUGAAUAUGGCCAACAGUCUGUGGAAUUGUUGAAAAAACACAAGUUCAACGUUAGAUUCAACACUUACCGUAAUAUGGGACAUAGCUCUUGCCCUCAAGAACUUCGAGAUCUGCUGAGUUUCUUUAAGGAGACCAUCCCAGAAACCACAAAUAGUGAACCCGUUUCAGCAAAGGCUUAGAGACACCUUAAUUGUAAUAAGAAGCUCAUAUUAGAGAAAUACAUAAAGACAACUUUGCGUCAUUCAUUUGUUCCACAC